UUGUCGAGACUGGUGCGGUGGGGUCACUCAGUCAGUCAGUCAGCCACAGUUCGGUUUUAGUUCAGUUUUUCAGUAGAGAAAAUCGUUCGCUUCUGGUUGGACGUGGUUUUGUUUUGUUCUUUACUUGAAAACACACAGGAAAAAAUAAUAAAAAGUCCUCCUGUGGUACCCGCGGUAUCGCAGGAUAUCAUCGUACAUUAACGUUCGCAUCCUUCUCUGGAGCUUGGUUGAAGGCGUGUUUUGGACCAUCCUUUGUUCCGUGAGUGCGUGUGUGUUUUAUGUACUUUGUGUUUCAUUCGCGCGGGAGUUGAAAAACCUCCGAGUUUACAGUGCUACUUCCGUUGCGUGCAGAGUCUCGAUUUUCUCUGGCAAGAGACACCCCUUUUCUUUCAUCCGCGGCUGGUUUAGUGUGCUGGUGUGCCUCAGAUCGCUACCAUGAGCGAGUAAUAGAGCACGAAUAAUUGAAUUGCAUACCAAAAAGGAUAGGAAGUGUUACUUGAGUUUCAUUUUGUGGCUGAUACAAAAGACCAGCGAAAAAGGCAUCCACGAAGGGUUCGACCGACGGCGAUCCGGAAGGGAACCGAAAAAGUACCGGCAGUGUUGGGCUCGGUUUUGAGCAAAAAUUGGAUUGGUUGGUAUCGUUGUCACCACCGCUAGCGCAUUGCUACCCGCACCCUCGACACAUCCUCGACCAGUGAAUUGAAAUAAUAAGUGAAAACGAACGGAUUUCGGCAGUCACUUGUUUAUUUACCGUAAACCAUUUUCGGAUAAAUAAUUCAUCACAAGUGAUUGCUCUCCGGUGAGCUCUGCGCGAUUCCGUUUAUUUUGUGUAUUUUUUUUUGGUUUUGAUUGGCAAGGAAGCCGCGCGUUCCAACUGAGUCAACAUAUCGUCACGGUGGUAAUAAAAUUGUCUAAAACAAGUGCGCGCGGAGAGAGAGAGGCAAACUGUGGUCGAACAUAAAUAUUGGUGUUCGGGGCUAACGCCUUCUAUUUGGUGAUGAUAUAGGCUAUGGAACAGCCGGCACUAAACAAACUUCCGAACGUGUACUGAUGUAAAUUUAACCAGCGUGCCGGCGCGAAAGAAGAAGAAGAAAAAACCGCACUAGACGGCACCCCCUCGGGAAGAUGCCGCCAGGGAAUGUCCACCGGACAGCGAAGCGCACAAGGAGCUCAACGGAACCGGAUACGAGCACCGAAUGGCGGCCACCGUCGUCAUCUCGGCACUGCGGCAAACCUCGCACCCUUGGGCUACGGUUGCUCCCGCACGGUUGGAAAGCGUCACUGCUGUUGACGGUGUCGCUGGCACUCUGUGUGCAGCUGCAACUGUUGACGAAGGUAGCGGCCCAAUCCAAUCCGCCGCAAACGUGUCCCCCGGGAGCGGAUAUCAGUCCGUGUCAAUGUCAGGUGAAAAAGAACGGUCUCGAUAUCUUGUGCGAGGCAACCGAUAUCCAGCACAUCACGAAGGCGAUGAGUGCGCUGAAAGGGAAGAAUCCAAUCAUUUUCUAUCUGAAACUGCGACAUAAUAAUUUACCCAAGUUACAAGGAUUCGUGUUCCUCUCGCUUGACAUCCGACACCUGACGAUCCACAACAGCAGUUUGGCAGCCAUCGAAGAAACAUCGCUGAGUUCCCUAGGUCGUGGUUUGACGCAGCUUGACGUUUCCCAGAACCAGCUGAUGACGGUGCCUUCGAGUGCACUGAAAAACCUUCACCACCUGCUGAUUCUGAAUCUGAAUCACAACCGCAUCUCUGCAAUCCACAACCGGGCAUUCGAAGGGUUAGAUACGCUUGAGAUACUGACGAUCUACGAAAACAAACUGACUUCAAUCGAACCGGACGCGUUCCGUGGUUUGGAUAAGAAGUUGAAACGGCUUAAUCUCGGCGGCAAUGAGCUCACCUCGGUUCCCCAAAAAGCCCUUGCCAUCCUGGAUAUGCUUCGAAAGCUUGAGCUUCAAGAAAAUCGUAUCAAAACCAUCAAAGAAGGUGAUUUCGAAGGUCUCCAGAAUCUUGAUUCGCUCAUACUGGCUCACAACCAGCUCACCGAAGUUCCACCCCGUGUCUUUAGCCAUCUGAUCCUGUUGAAUUCCCUGGAGCUGGAAGGAAAUUCGAUAUCCUACAUCGAUAAGGAUGCUUUCGAAGGGCUGGAAGAAAACCUCCAGUAUCUUCGUCUCGGCGAUAACAAUUUACAUCGGAUCCCGAGCGAGGCCCUCCGACCACUGCACCGUCUGCGGCAUCUGGACCUACGUUCGAACAAUAUCUCAACCAUCAGCGAGGAUGCUUUUGUGGGUUUCGGAGAUUCGAUUACCUUCCUGAAUCUGCAAAAGAAUGACAUCAAACAGUUACCGGCGCUUGUUUUCGAAAAUCUCAACUCGCUGGAAACGUUGAGCAUCCAAAAUAACAAACUAUCCCGCAUUCCGGAGGAGGUGAUGGAGCCAAUCAUCGAUUCGCUACGUGUCGUUGACAUCAUGGACAACCCGCUGAUCUGCGCGUGCGAGCUGGUCUGGUUCCCGAAUCUGCUAAGAGACUUAAAGAACCGCGACGACGAAAUGACCCAGAAGAAGCGUCCCAUGUGUACGAUGGCCAACGAACACCGGGAGUACUACGUCCAGAAUAUGCCCCUGGAGAGGAUGAACUGCGUUGGCAAAAAGUACCACACGUCAUCGCUGAGCGGCAGCGGUGCAACCGAAAUGGUGACCCGCGGCCUGUCUGCCCUGGUUGCGGCGACCGGAUUCGUGAUUGGCAUUUGCCAACUUUACUACUAACUGACUAACUAACUAACUAACAAAUCAACCAACAAACAAACUGAAGAACAGUCGGGCAGUAUUGUGUGGGCUGCGUGGGCAGGAUGCGUUUAACCGUAUUCUGCCGGCGGGGACCCCGGUCGGUCGGAGGCGAAGGUAAGUGUGAGAGUACGACGACGCGUUAUGCUACAGUAAGGAUCAAAUAUAUACGGUGGACGCUGGGAUGGCAUGGUGGGCGGAUGGACACCGAUGGAAAAAGCAGUACCGGUAGAAGGGGAAGAAGAUGAAACAAAUGGAAACGAAAAUACAAAUGUUGCUUUGUUUUAUCGUCAUUUUUUUGUUCGUUUUCGUUCGGGACCUUUAGGUUCGUGUUUGGUUCGGGAACAUAUGCUGAAAUACGGUGGGAAGGGAAAAGCCUUCCACCGGACAUUGAUUUUGUGCUUGUAUUUCAAAAAAAAAAGAAAACCUCUUCAAAAGUGGUAUAAUUCAAUUGUAGAUUUAAGGACAAAGAACAUUGAUAUUUAAACAUAAUGCUGCAAAGGAAAAUCUCACAUACGACUGGGAAAAACCGCAAGCAAAUUUAACCUAACGUAAGAAUGCACUCAACUAAGAGGCAAUAUGAUGCAUCACAUUACCAAAGAGUCUUUCAUAAGAGUAAUACGCGCUGGAAAUGUGCUUUUCAGUUGUCGGUAUUCGCGCUCUCUCGGGGGUGAUAAUCGGAGGAAGGAAACAAAAAAAAAAGAAGGAAUUAGUCAGUUCGCUAGAAGUUCAGCCCAGAGCCUGAUUUGAGCUGUAAUUGAGUUUCGAAACUUUGUUCGGAAUGCACAGUAGAAGCCGAUUAAUUUGAGCCAAGGAUCAACUUCACCGUUUUAAUCCAUUACUACCGUUCUUUUUUGCAUUCUUUUUGAACGGAAUUAUUUUCUCGGUCGACUUGAACCGAGGAAUAAAUUCUUGAAAUGAAAUAUUAUUAUUUACUGAGCCGAGUUAACAAAACACCCAAUUUCAAAGAGAUUAUUUAGAUUUUUCUAGCUUCUAUUGCAUGCCGAAGUUUGACGAACGGAUUCCACUGUUUCCCUCGAGAGACGAUAUCGACGAUCAUAACAGAUAGUUUUUGUUAGAACUCUAGAUCCUAUUAUAACUAAAUGAAAUCCCAUUGCAUAGAGGGCAAAGCGAUAUAUAUCUCUCUCAAUAUAAUCAUAGAUUUAGGCAAAAAAGACAUAUCCAAACUUCUAGUGGAAGGUAAACAGUAACUAAGGCUAAAAUUUGAUGAUCACGUCAAUGUACUGAACUUCUUUAUUGUCUGCAUUUUGCACCUUAAAAAUGUUAUAUAAAACGGUGAAAAGCCGGUUUAAUCUGUGUUUCACAAUGCAAAUAAAUGGCUACCGGCAACGACACGGGAAUGAGUUAGGAAUUUCACCAGGUAAAGCAGCGUGGACGAAUUGUCCAGUGUCAGGGAGGAUCGUCUUAGCUGCUUGCAGCUGGAAAUUCCGAAAUUUCUUCGGAUGCACUGCAGAUGGCAUUACCGAGCCGGUUAUAUAUGUUUCAAUGCAUAAUCGUUCAAUUCAAACAAAAUUAUUAAUAAUGGUAAUAAUAGUAUAAUCAGUACUUGGCUGAUCUUUAUCUUUCCAGAUCGUAUUAGUAUAUACAAACAAAAAUCAACAUAGUUUUGCCUUUGACGUGUUAAGCAUAUCUACAGAAAAAAAACACACACAAAACCCUGAAAAAAACAUAUCCUUUUACACUCUCCAUAUGAGAUAAAUAUAUAUCAACAAAAACAUAUCACUAUAUCCUGAUAAUUAAGCAAAAAUCAACAUUAAAAAACAUAUCGAAUUUUGGAAGCCCACACGCAAUCUUUUUUCCUUAGGUUAACGUUUAAUCAAAACAAAAACAUACCAAAAGCACAUAUCAUAUUCUUGUUACCUAGGCUAAGGGAAACUUUCGUAAGAUAAUGAAACACACACAGAAAUGUCGUAUACAUGAAACCCGAAAACAUAACAAUCAAGUCGUAACAUUUUGAUACAAAUUUACACCCUGAGCUGAGGCUGAACGAAAAGUUAUCCCAGUUCUGGGUAGGAAAGGAGAGAGAGAGAGAACCGAAAGCAACUACCGGUUAAGUUUUAGAAGGUUAGGCUUGGAAAGCCAGAAUGGAAGCAAGAUUUUCACAAACCUGUGGCAGACGCGAUAACGAUCAUUUGCAUGGACUCCUUACUCAACGGCACUGUGGAAUUGCAUUGGCUGGGGGUUGAGCAUAGAGUCUCGUACUGGUAAUCUUUUGAGUGAUAGAAAUAAAGAUGGACAUCAAAUGUUCGAAAGUUCUUAACUUGAGACUAUCGGUGUUCUUGUGAGGGCUUUUUCGACUUGAGUACAACCGUAACCGUGCAGCCACAACACUCUGUCCCGUCUUUGCUUGUACUGAGACGACUUUUCCGUCAAUGCACGGGUAAAACGCAUUAGUUGCGUUCAGUAGUUUAAUCGACUUUAACGUUUCGUAAUGGGAUAAGAGCUGGUAAUGCACUGCUAAAAAUUUUAUGGCGUCAUUCUGUUUUCAUGUUUUUUCUUUACUUUGUAGUAGAUCCAUUUCUGAUCCUCAGUUUCAAUGUGAGGUAGAACUCCGUUGUUCGGCACGUUCUUAUUCACGGAAUAGAAAUAUUUUUUGUGUUACGAAUUAUAGACGAUUCCGAUAGGAAUUUUUGGCUUCGAUUACGCCAAGUGAGAAAUCCAACAUAAGUGUUUCACAAUCGUCCAGUUUUAGUUCAAAACAGGUUAUUGAAUAUCUUUCAAGAUCGUAGUUAAAUAAUUUUGAAUCACGUUUGUUGCGCUUUACAUUAGGAAGUAAAAGAACUGAAACAAGGUAUUCUACGUACUCGGAUAUGAGUGAGAAGGUGAUUUAUUAUUUGGGGUUCAAAUUGACUCAAAUUUUCAAUAAAUCAUGUGAAAAUAAUAAGAAUUUGGUUGGCUUUGCUCCUCCACCUCAAAAAAAUGGGGGAAAACUCCUAUUUUGACUACACACUUAGAACAAAUGGCUCAAAUAUGAUUAACAUCUAGUACUCAUAUUCGGAAAUAGUGUAAUAAUUUUGAAAAGAACUAACUCCUUAGUUACUCAAAUUCUGCUUCUUUGUCUAGAAACUUACUCAAAUUGAGACUAGAAGUUUCUCAUGAUUAUUGAUAGUAUCAUUCGAUAAUGAGUAACUAUUUUCUAGCGUGUAGUUGCCCUUUUUAUGAAAUUGAGUGAAGUGUCACUAAUUUUCGAUUUAUGUUUACACUUCCGCUGAAACUCUCAACGAGUGAGCAUGUUGUAUCGUGUUACUGGGCGAGUCGACGGUGCAAAACAGCGAGGUUUUCGCCGGUAGUCCAGUGAAACGAAAGUCGAUUGGACUGUGCCAUCAAUUCGGUGUCAUCUCGAGUGAGCUGUCGCCAACCAGAAGUAAGCAGAUGAAUUAUGUUCCAGCAGUGCAUACAUAUGCGAGAAAGAGAAGCCUAAUCGUUUCUAGAAUCGCUCAAAUAUGUCAUAGUAUAUGGCAUGCUGUGCUAUUAGCAUGUAGGUCCACUUAUCCAAAUAUUGACUCAAAAUGAAAAGAGCACUGAAAAUCACCCUCCCGUGAUAAAUGAAAAAAAAACUGGUCUUCUUUUUUUCGCCGUGAGUCUGUUAAAUGUUGUUGGAUUCGCACUUAGCAACGGUUGUUUGAGCGAACCUGAUAUAAAAACCAGGUUCGAAACUGACUCGAUUUUCAGUUCAACAACGUUAAAACUAGGUUGAAAACUAGCUUCAAACAAACGGUUUGACCGCUGUUAGGGUGGAAACUGAUGGUGGGUUAGUUUUGGCAUCAAGCGAAAACGACAUAAAUAAAAAAACGCAGUUGUUUCUUGUUCACGUUUAAGAUGUAUUAAAAUUAAUUAGGUUUUGCUGUUCGUUGCAGGAGUUUAAUUAUAUCAUUUUUUUUUAUGUUUCUAUUGAAAUACAAUGGAAAGUUUGAAUCGUAACAGUUGUUUAUCUUACUGCUCUUCAUUAGAGUUUCCACAACAGUAAUCAUAUUUUGCAUGGAAAUAUUUCAUCAGACAAUACUACGCCAAAAAAUCGACAAAUUUCAUUAGAUCUCUUGUCCGUGUCCAAUGUGGUAGAAACAGGUGGGGCAAACACAACUCUUUUGUGUUAGUAAAAUCAACUGGCUUAUUGAAGAGCCAAGUAAAACUAAAAACCACGUGCUUGCUUUCGUCACACCGUUUGGACUAGUUGGCAUUGAAUCAAAGCAUGUUUAUUUUUCAUGUAUGUCGUCAUACCGAACUAUUUACAAAUUUUUGGUUACCAACGUAAGCAAGCCAUGUGGUCUGCCCCACCUGUUUAUAUUACAUUGAUCCGUGUCAGCCAUAGGAGGUAGAAUUGGUCCAAGCAAAAUGCUUUUUCAAGUCAACUGAAUGAAUCCUGGUUCGUUAGAGAGCUCUUAAAGAAGAGUACUUCAGUAGCUACCUGUUUUAGUUAUUUCUUUGAAAACAACACAUUUUGCCGUUUCAUCAUCGGGAAGGAAUCUCCUUCCUCUUUCCUUGCAUUUUCUAUAUAAUUUGGGACCAGCUCCCUCAAAGAAGCAUUAAGUAAACGACUGUUGUAAAUAUAUGACCAAGUUCAAGGGUUAAUAUAACAGCGUUUUUGUUUUUGUUUAUUAUACUUCGCUUGUGACCCGAGGGUUUAACUGUAAAUAUGAACCUCUUUUCGGUUACUUGAUCUUUGAGUUAUUUCGUAGAGUUCGUAACCAUUAUACAUAUUUUCAUGUGGUUAUGUUAAGCAUUGAUCGUAAGAGUCAAAGAUGCCAGGUAAAAGUUUCAAACAUCUUCAGACAAGGCUGCAAAAGUCUGUAUAUCCUAAAAAAUAUCAGCAGUUAGCAGCAGUAUGUUUUUAUUUCUCUAUUAAGUAUGAUAUGCUAAAAUGACUUGACGAGCAAAAAAAAGGUCACGACAAUUUCAAAAGUCUGUAAAUUUUCACGACAGUCUGCGAAAAACUUGAUUUUCAAAAGUCUGCAAAAGUCUGCACAGCAAAAAAAGUCUGCAGCACUAUGUACGAAAUCUGCAGAUUUACGGACAAAUCUGCAGAUCUGGCAUCUCUGGUAAGAGUACGGUUUUGGCUGUCAUUUGCCGCUACAACCUCAUUGAACAUAAUUCAAAAUUGAGUGACACAUCACUCAAAUUCAUAAAAAGUGCACGUACUCUAAACUUGAGUUACCACCUAUCAACUCGUUUUUGAGUUAAGGGACGAAAUUGUCAAAACUUGAGUAAUCUUUACUCAAAAUAAAAAAAAAUAUUUUGUUCAAAAUUUGAGUAAGUUCAACUCAAAAUUUGAGUUCCUUACUCUCAAAAUGAAGAAACUUUUCUUCGUUAUUUUCAUAUACAAAGUUAUUCUUCUUGCUUUUGAAUGCGCAAAGUAGUGAUUCAAAACCGUUUCCUUUUGAACGGGUUGGAGUCAAAAUUGAAUUAUUUUGAUAUCCUUAUGUUGGGCUUUUCACUAAGCCUAAUUGAAACCACAAAACAUCGACGAUCGGCGUUGAUUCAUGUUUUCAAACCCGGAACUAGAAACGGCAAGGGAAAACGACGUAUUCUUGCAUUCUUUAUUUCGAUAAGAAUAUUCCGAGCAUGAAAACGCUCUGAACUGCAAGAAGUAUUUUUUUCACUCAAAUGUUUAAAAACUCAACGCUUACUCUAAUGUAUGAAUAAAUGCGAGAUAACUCAUGGCAAUGAGUUUACUUUACUCAAAUUCAUACUCAAAUUUUGACAUAUUGUUCCAGUUUAUGAAUUUAAAUAAUCGCAACUCAAACCAUGAGUUUUGUUCAAAGAGCGUGUAGGUUCUUUGGUUAUGUCACUAUUGACCAGAGAUGCCAUUUAUACAGAUUUAUCUGUAUUAUACAGAUUUUUACAUGCGAAUAUAGAUUUCGUACAGAUUUCCUAAACUCAAUACAGAUUUAUACAUGUUUCACAAAAAAAAAUCGAAUGAACAAAUUGUUUUCUUCUUCGUCUGAAUUCUCGAGAUAAACGUUUCGUAAUCAAUGGACAAAUCACAAAUUGAUCUGAAAAUGAUGUUGGUAUUUAGAGUUGAGCGUUGAGAUCCCACAGCAAUCUACAAAGUCAAUAUAUUGAAUGCAUAUGAAAUUAAAAUUCUUUUUUGUUGAAUCCGAUUGUUGAUGAAAAAUUGGAAACAUUUAAUUUCGUCGUUGUGGAGUGAGGUAUGAAUAUUGAACACUUAUUGAAUUUUUCAUAAUAAUAUCAUCCAACGUUGGAAUAAUAUUACAACAACAUACUUUCAUUACAAAAUUUUGAUUUUAUAGCGAAUACAGAUUAUUCAUUCAGGGUAACAUAGAUUUUUUAGGAAAAUUUAUGACAUCUCUGAUAUUGACUUGUACUAGACAGAGUUGCCAGGUAAUAUUUCUAAAAAUCUGCAUCUCGGAAUUCAUUACGGAUUUUAUAAUGAAUCCAAAUAAAUUUACACUCUAGUGCGAAGAUCAGGUGAGGUGACGCCACUUAGAGAAAAAGAAAAAUUACUCUAAUUUUAUACUAUUGACUGAAGUACAAUUCAGACGGUCCGUUUCUAUUCGUCACCGCAAUCCAGAUGUCAGCGACAGUCAAACGUCAAACGAUGGUUACGUUGUGUUUGAAUGUUGUCUCAAUAAGAAUGCAUUCAAUUGGUGCUGAUGGUGACGAAAGUUGACUGUGAUGGAAGGUGACGGACCGCCUUCAUUUUGAGUUUUUUUCCAAGCAGUCAACGAAAGUUGCAGCUUUUUGAAACUGACUCGGCCACUUUUUUUUUUGCUCGUUAAGUUUAUAAAAUGCAGCACUAUAUUUGGAUCAUUCUGCAUACAUUUAAAAAUUUAACCGGCAGCCGUUUAUUGGCAAGGUAGCCAAAAAUCAACGCGUAGUGAAGUGUAAUGAAAUGGCGUACGUCGCUUCACUGUUACACAAAAUAUGCAUAACUGGAACGAACGCUCGAUGACAUUUAAAUGUCAAUCAAAUUAUUUUUUUAGUGAAAUAAAACAACGACGACUGUGGGAACUACACUCCGUUCGCCCUGUUGCCAUCUGUCAACAUUCGGCUUGAAGCCAAUUUUUCAUAUUCUUUGAUUUGACUUAGCUAGUUGUCGCAUGUUUGAGACACGACCUGUACGGAUUCUUAGUGUCAGUAGGAUCGUAGCACCAGCCAUGCAAUGGUUCUGUACGCUAUGAAUCGGGUGCGAAAUCUUUUGAAACAGAAGGUCAAAUUCCACAAAAGGAAUGUAGUACCAAGUCUUUGCUUUGGUUCGACUUGGUUUCAAUGCUUGUUAACUGUAAGAAAAAGCGUUUGCUUCAGAAAACAAUAUCCAUAGUACAGAAGAUAGACAAUUUAAACAGCGUUUACAAUGUAUUGAAAUACACCAUAAUCCCGCUUGAUAUAGACCCUGACAGCCGGUAGACAUCUGGCUAGAUUCCGGUUAAUGUAAAAAUAGCAUUGGCAGAUUGGUGUAAUGAUUUCAUCAGUGAUGCCUUACGGAUUCGCUUUUCCUACAUUGACAUCUUUGUUUACUUUCUCUUUAGAUUAUCACGAAGUCAAAAAAAAAGUCUUUUCAAUAUUGCCCUCACUAAUAAUAAAAGUGAAACUUCCACUUGCAGCUUGGCGUUUUUGUCGUUGGACGAUAGAUGCUUUCUCGUUCAUACUUUUAUUACAAUGUAGCCAGACUUUCUUUCGAAUUACAGCCUGAAUGUCUAGCAGACACUUUGCUAUAAUAUUACAGAAAGAUUGUUUCUGUUGUAGUGUGUAGUUAUGUGGAUCGAUGGGUUAUUUUUUCAUCACAUUCGUAUGCAAUGUCAAUCAGAAUGAUGCUGAAAAUGUGAUUUCGAUGUAGAAAUAGAUAAUACGUGUGCAAAUUGUUUCCCAAAUAGAUAAACUUUGUGUUCGGUAUUCAAUACAUCUGGUUUCCAUUGUCAUCGAUUGAAAAUCACAUCAGUAUUGUUACAAAUUUAUGUUACGGUGUACUUUCCGCCUCGUCGCGCCCUCUGCAUUCGGGUUUCGUUCACUUUUGUGGAAAAUCGACGAAAAUUUGUCAAUUUCCUUUUUCCUGCUUCCACUGUUGAGUAGCCGUAAUAGGAGUACGAAAUAAUAAAAAUAUAAAAUCUGUCCUUGAUGUAGUUUCUUAUCAGAGUCCUUCCGGAGUGUAAAAUCCCAUCGUCCGCCCUUCCGCACAUACACGUACACCGGAAGCUGACAGUCCCUUGUUGGCAGGCGAGCUGUUUUUCGAGUUCCCCCUAACCGUUGAUGGCAAAGUGUCAUCCGAACUCAAUCAUCGGGUUCGAUUUUUCGAAGCCAUCGUUGUUGUUGCUGGCAGCAUGUCAACCUUAGAGUUUCGGUGCAGAGAAUGAAAAUGGAUUUCAAUAGAUCACACGGUUCGAGUGCGAUCGAUAUGUGUGUGCUCGCUUGCCCAUCCUCCUGCCGCACGUUGGACGGAGUAUGAAAAACGCGACAGGAGGGCUGAGAUGCUCGGCUGGUUUUGACUGGUCUGCGGGAAAAUGGAUUUCGAUGAAAACCCGCUUCCGACGGCAAGCUUGUUCUGGUGAGGUUUAAAGUUGAAAGUGAACAGAGUGAAGUUGAGGUUUCAGCAGAAUUAGAGUACUGUUUGGUGAAGAGCUUUCACAAUUUAACUAGACUACGUCAACAAAAAUUGAAGCUAAUAUAUUUUUUUUUUAGAUUUUCCUCGGUCAGUAUGAUGUUGAUAAUGAGAAUAUUAUAAGUUAUAAAAUUUCUGCAAGGUACGAAAAAACCUUUUUCAUUGACAACCACUCCGCACGUUAACCUGAAUAAAUAAUAAUUGCACAGGGAAUAUUACCAAACAAAAUGACAAGUUACUUUUCUCUGAAAAGCUUAGGACUAUAAUUUUAUUUUUUAUAUUUUAAAGUGUUCAUAUUUCCUCACGGGGUCAAUCAGUAGGAAAGCUACACAAACUCCUGAUGCCGACUUUCGUUCCACGUAAGCGCAUCAGCAACAAAUGGAAAGCCAAGAAAAAAUAACCUGAUUUCGGCCUGUCACUGGUGAUGGCAGAAACUAUAAGAAGCUUACAAAACUCCAUUCGUUCGUUGGUGAGCACAGUAAAUUGUAUCUUCCGGAUGGUGCUUCAGUUGCCUGAAUGCACACAACGGACGUGUGUUGAAAUGUUAAACUUGUUGAUUUUUUUUUACUGCACUGUUGAAAACGUAGAGCUUUGAAGUCAAGUGAAAAAGGAUAAGAGGUACGAGGUGGAUUGCUGAUUUGCAGACUCAAACCGUGUCAUUUUCUUGAAGGUUUGAAUUACCCUACUGGAAACAUAUCUAUAUUACAGGAACGUGAUGGCGAUGCAGGUACAGAUGUAUCGAAUUCUCCAAUUAUCUGGGUGUAUUUCCUUCCACUACGUUCAUUUGUACACUAUUGUAAAUCAUCACUAUUCUCGUCAAUACAAGUCCACCAUACUGGCAAUAAUGUACGAAUAUAGUAGAUACGUAUUUCGGUCGCUGCUGACUCUUAGUUUUGUGAAUAGUAAUACAUACAUCUGAAUAUUACGUUGCUUUAGAUAUUAUUGCUCAAUCGAAAGAUUGGAACAUGGUUAAGAAGUUUCAACACUUUUCCGGUCCCUCGUGAGAUUGAAUGAAUGAUGAAAUCUUUUCUGGCAACACUAUCCGUUAUAAAUUGUCUAUUCAUAGACAGUCCAAUGAAUAACGCCAUUGUUUAUUUUUUUCUGCAGCUGCAAAUAUCUUUUCAAAUCUACUAGAGAUUCCGUGACAAGAAAUUCGAACUUUCUUGUAGCAUAAGUUCGAACUGCAUUUUCAUGUAAGUUUCAUUGUUCAAUAAGCAAUUAUACUCCUUGAAAUUUGCCGAGAAAAUUUAGAAGAGAUUUGGAAGUCACGUUGUUUUUUAAAAUUUAAAUAACAUACCAUUUGGAGGUUUGAAGUAUUCUCCAGAAAAUUUAUAAAGGAGUAUGAGAAAACACUUUGAACUUUUACUCAUUUUGGAAGAAUUUCAAAAAUUCUGGAGACAAAGAAUCGUCUUCAUUUAAUAUGGGAGGCAGUGCCAUGAACUGUUCUGUAAUUUCAAUGAACGAAUCUUUCCCAUAGUCUCGUCAUCGUUUUUUUUCGGUCUCAUUACUGUUUCAUGUAGGAAAAUCACGAACAUUCCGAUAUUUUCUACGAAAAUCUACGUAUUCAACUAUCAACAAAGAACCAGUAAUGCCUGUUGAGAAAUUUUAAACUUCUUCCUUAGUUGGAAAUCUCUUUUCUUUUCCAUGGUUACAUCUUGUAGUUUUCGAGUUGUCUAUUCAAAAAAUGGUCCCUUUCGGUAAAAAGAAUCACCUAAUAUUAUAAAAGACAAAGGGACUUUCUGAUGUGCAUAUAAUAACAACUAUCAUAAAACUGGAAUUAGAGAAAUUUUCAGCAGAACCAGUAUUAUUAUUGGAAAACUUCACAGCUCUCUACCAAUCUCCCAUCUUCUGAAUUCUUCUGAAGUCUUCUGAUAUGGCUCGAAGUACACUAAUGUUACAUAAAUCUUGAGCAACUGAUUAAAUCUUCUGUAAGUCUCAGGUGUGCUCUGAAUUCUUCAAAAAUCUCAUACGGAAUGUACCUUGAUAUUUUUCAAACCGUACGAUUUUUCGAAAACGUACUAGCAUUGAGAGUUUCUUCCAGUGUUCGUCGAUACACAAUUCUGCUCCAAAUAACUUCAAUCAUGACUUCGGCUACUGUGUUCAAACGUAGUAGUGUAGCUUAGUCCCAAAUGUACUAUAUAUCAACAUAAAUCCCUCUAAGGAAUUCAACACAAAUAAAAAAAACAUCACAGUUACACCAUCUCGCGACGAAAAAGGAUACUAACUCAAUACUGUUUAAUAGUUUGCGUUUAGCAUUCACCCUAAUAUGAGAUGUCAGAAAAAAUUGACCAUGAUGUCUACUUAGAGGCGUGAACUUUUCUAUGCUUUAAGUGUUGUUUAUUUCUGAUGAAGUGGAAUAUCGCCUAUAAACAAUACUGCAAUCAAAAUGACAAACCAUUUAAAGUUUUGUAUAGAACAAGUAUUAUACUUAUCGUCUACACUUUCGAAAUUUAUGAAGUGGUAUUCAAAUUUGCUGAAGUUAAUACCACUGGAAUCGUAAAUCAUCAGUGAACCUGAAAACAAGUGGAUUGACUUUUAAAAUCCAGAAAUUGUAAUACUUAAUUCGGAAAUGAAAACCUAGAGUUUUACAUAGAUUGAAGGUACAUUUCUCAUACAUUUCUGGUUUUCUUUAGGAUCUCAGCUCAAUCGGUGAAACUAUUCUCUCGAACCCGACGUUUAAAGUUUGUAUGGUUUUUAGAGUAGGGAAACAGGCUGAUGAUCACCCUAGACUCAGAAACUCAGCGCAUGUAUUUUUCCAUAGGAAAUUUUACGAGGAAGAAAACUUUCGAAGACUGCUAAACGAUCCGACGUUUAUAGAAAAAGUUAUCGAAGAAAAACCUAUUCAAUGUCCCAACUAUGGCUUAUUUCUCAAUAUAACUAGCACCACUGCUGCCAAUCGUCGUCAUAUGAUUUGACUUUCUUUCUUUGUGCUAUAACGAUUGAUUCGAGUUGUUUGAUAUAUUCACGAUAGUUACUCAGCAUAGUAUAAAGAUUCUUUCUAAUCGACAAAGUAGCUCCAAAACUCACUGUAAAAACACAUAAAAAUAUCAUGAAAAUUGUCUUUUUUUUGUUUGCAUAAAAUGGGCUCAUCCAUAUCUUCUAAACUACAUCAGAUGGAGCGUUUAUGCCUUCGACAAAGCAAUUGGAUUUAAAUUGGUCGAAAACAUUGUCGAAGACUAAAAACCUAUUUUUUCAAAUAAAAAAAUUAUACUUCUUGUGUCUUUACAGUAAGUUUUGAAACUUGUUUAUCACAGAAAAUAAAUCUUUAUGCUAUGCUGAGUGACGUAAUCGUGAAAACAUCAUAUAACUCAGAUCAACCGUUAUAUCACAAUUAAAGAGAGUCAAAUCAUAUAAUGACGACUGGCAGCAGUGGUGCUAGAUAUAUGAAGGAAUGAGCAGGCAGAUUUCCCCUCAGACGGCUGGUUAUGUCUGCCAGCCAUUUUUGACGGAAUUCUGCCAGAAUUCUGGCAAAUGUCUGGCAACAACCGUUUCCGGCAGAGAAUUUCGCCUAUCGGUUAAUACGAGUCUCUUUCUGUCGGAUUGUUGCCAUACAUGAUUGGCAGAACCGUUUUGAAUCGGUUCUACAUUUUUAGCGUCUUGGUUUUAUUUUUUCAAUAAAAAUUACAUAUGAAAGGCAAUUAAUUAAUGCCCUUCAUAUAUACUAAUUAUGGAAAAUGUUAUUGUUAAUGUCAAUGCUUUCUCACUGCCAAACAUACCCAUAUUUCAAUCUUAUUUACUUCGUCUCAAGAUUCGUUUUUUGUAUGUACAUGUGGGAUUGAAUAUCAAAUGAAGUCGAAUAAAAAAAAAGAAAACAAAAAGUGGAGGGAAAUAAAAAAGACACGUACGGCGAGAUAAUGACGCAAUUUCGCCUGGACAAUUUUGACAGCAGCCGGAAAGCAGCCAGCCUUCUGACGGUUGCCAGAAUUCCUCACAAGCGGGUUCGUGCGAACAUCGGAUUGUUUUGCAUUUUUCGAAGGUUUUCUUCCUCGUUAAAUUUUUUUACGAAAAUAACACAUGCACUGAUUUCGAUAGUCUAUAUGGUGACCUCUAGACGAUGUUUUUUAUAAAAAGCUGGUUUCCCCAUAUAAAAUCCUAUACAUGUUUUAAACCUUUGGCGCGAAAAUGUAUUUUACCGAUCGAGCUGCAAAUUUGCAUAGUUCGUAUCGAACCCAAAACAGAAUAUGAAAAAUUUUUUGGAACCAAAAUCUAAAUUUUGUCCCACCCUAGUAUUCAGUUUUAGAUAGCUUGAUUCAUUAUCUGAUUAGCAAAAGUCUAAUAAACGACUUUGUGGCAAUCUGGCGUCUUUAGUGAAUGAUCAUAGUCGAAAUGAAAAUAAAACGGUCAGUUUCAUAAAACUACAAAAAUCAUUCGUUUUUUGUCCAUAAAAUGAAUCCGAAAGGGCGAAACUGAAAAGUUCUGUCGAAAUUCGAUUUUCAUUGUUUUUUCCAUGCAUUAUCCAUCGCCCAACUGUAAGGAAAUGGCGCACGUCGCCAGGAUUUCACAUUAGCCGUCCAUUCAAAAGACGAGCGAAAGUUCGUCGACAUUUCGAAACGUCAAUGUAAGAAACAGAGUGAUCGAGCACUCAGAAACGAGCAGUCAAGUAUACAGCUAAACAUAUUUUGUGAAUUCACAUAUUUUUUCAUGCACAUGUUUGGAGCAAGAAAAUGAGUUCAAAGUAACUUUCCAGUUCUGUAUAUUUUAAUAUACUUUAAAUGCAAAACAAAACGUUAAUUUAAAUCUACACUCUUUUUCAUUGGAAAAUAAAUGCAUUCUAAUUUAGUUUUACAUUGCUGAUGGUUUUCAGUCGAUUUUUCGGUGCGAUUGGAGUCUAUUUUAUAAUACUAUUAAUGUUAAUACAUGUCGGAUAAAUUUCAUUAUUUUUUUUCCGUGUUCUUCUCAUUACUCAGUCUGUCUUGGCGACAAUGUGGGAAGAGGUAAAAAUCAUUGUGAAACGAUUUUUAUCACACUGAAAAAAAAAUGAAAUUUACACAUGUUGAUAAAUAGUACUGUGAAAUAGACAUCAGUUGAUUCGACAAUUUGCUUGAAAAUUAUCAGCGAAGGAACACUAAAUUGAAAUUCAUUGAUUGUUCAAAAAAAGACUGUAUAUUUAAAUUACGGCUUAGUUUUCUUUUCGAAGAAUAUUGGAACAUUAAGAACUGUGGAAUAUUGUGUGCAUGAAAAUUGAUGUACGUACAAAAUAUUUUUAUCUGUGCGGUAUCGAUCACAGAUUCGGUUGAAAAUCGAUGCUGCACAACAAACGAUCCAGUAAUUUCGUCCGGUGGAGGAAUCGUGCGCGAAACUAACAGUUCCGUUUCGACAAAGUUUGAAGCUGUAGUUGUUUCUCUUUGGUACGAAGGAGUGAAGCAGAUAACAAAAUAAGCAGCACAUCAAUUUGCUCUACGAUCCGUCAAUCCGAUAAUGUCGACGCAUUUUAAGUUUGACGCGAUUGAUUCAAACAGUGCAAAAUUGUCCGAUGCCGACCCGAUCGAAGCGCUACGAUCGGGCCGAUGUCGUCCUCAAUCGGUCCGACAUUCGGACCGAUGUGGUUCGACGAAAGUCACUGGGGCUCAUCGCACAAAAUGAAGAUGCAUAAAUGAAAGAACAGACACGCAUUUGGCGUUACACUCCGGAAGCAACAUUAUGCAACCAAGUCGAAUCAGCUUUUCCAUAUAACAUACCGGUUGUCUCGAGUUGCUUGUGUUGUGAGCAUGGAUUUCGUUUUUAUAAAUUUACCAGCUGGGAUGAAAAAAAGGGUUGCCAGUUGCAUGGUCCUAGCAAAACUGCCAGGCUACCGGAUUCACGAAAAUUUUGCCGGGCCGUAGUACGACCCAUGACUCCUGAAGAUUCAUAUAAUUCGUUAGGAGGUGAAGUUAUCAUUAACUUUGCUUAUCUAUUCAUCAAUACCCAACAAACCGUUAUAUCAUUCGAUGGGAUUUCGAAAAAAGAUGAUGUUCUCUUCAGAAACAUAGCUCGAAAUUUUAACUCGAGUUAGCUUUUGUACAUCAGCCAACCUGAUUUUAAAUCUGAAAAAUCGGAAGAUUAGAACUCUUCUGAAUGGCAUAAAACUGACUUCAUUUGUUAUUACUCUUGGUAAGCCCCAAGUGACAUACAAUAUGACAGGCACAGUGGAAUUCCGGCAUUGGAAAUAUAUCAAGAGGAAAAUGUGAUUAAAUGGCCAAUACAUUUCGAGAAUCACCUAAUGAAAAUCAUUUUUUUUAAUUUUUCGGCAUUUAAGUGAAGGAGAGCAGUUCGGUGCAAAAAGUGUUUUGCAAACAGCAACAACAUCACGAAAACUGAUGCACUGAUAAGCCGAAGUCGAACCGUAAAGAUAAGAACUGGCUAUGUAACUAAAUGAAUCCACAGUUUUCUGCAGUAACUCGUUUCAAAAAGAAAUACAAUGAUUUACUGAACAUAUCCAAGAGGAUGCCAAUGCAAAAUGGCCAUCUCUAAUUUCGUAAAACGGUAGUGCUCAAAUGAUUAAGCAUAACAAAAUAAAAUAUUUAUUAAUUUCAUCAAGAAAAUGUUGACUACAUAUAAAUGGUUUACAAUGUUCAGUUACAUACUACCAACUAUUUCUACUACAAAGCUGAGAUUUUAUAUAAUAUUUGAACAUAAUAAGGUCAAAAUGUUCGCAGUAUUGUAAUGUGGGUAACUCGGUGAUCAAAGUUAGAACAUUUUCGAUCCUGAAAAAUCACAAAGCGGGUACAAGAAAUUUACGAAAUCGAACAAAAAAAUUGUUUUUUGAGGCCAAGUGUCUUAGAAUUGCGUGAAAUGUCUUUACAACGAUUACGGAAAUUUCAAAAUUUGGUCAUCCCCUUUGGUGAUUUUUAAAGAUCGAUCUUUUCAAACUUUGACCGCCGGUCGGCACUUUUAACUAAUAUCUGUAUUAGUAAUAAAAUUUUUUUUUCUAGUACAUAAUCAGUUGAGCACUACCGCUUUACGAAAUUAAAGAUUCUUUUUUAAUGGCACCCUAAUCUACAAGGAAAUUCUACUAUUUAGUAAAGAUUUUAUGACGAAUAAUUUUGAAAAAAAAACUUUGCAAGAAAUAUUUAUUAAAAAAAAGUCUUAGUCUGUUUUUGACAUAGUUCAAUUUCAAUCAAGUUAUUAUGAAGGUUUUUGUUUUUGAGCAACAUUAUCGGAGUAAAGUGCCACAUUUUUGGUUCACAUUAAGUUGACUUCCUACCUUCUCGAAAGGAUUGAAAUAUUCAUCAAAUGGUACGAUAAGUUGUAAAUUAUUUUAAACUUCCGAUCUGAUGAGAAAUCAGAUCCCACAGUUCGAGGGCUAACUCGCAAUCAGAUUACUUAUUGAUAAAACCAUGCAGGAAUCUUCGAAGAAUUAAUCCUUUUGAGAACUGUUGAAUGGUUCUGAGAAUUUCGAAGAUUUUCAGCAAUAUUCUGUUGAUUUCCUGGUAAUGCUUGGAUGGACAACUUAUAAUAUCUGUACAUCUGCACUAGUAAAUACCCCUCUGUGGGAAUGCGUCAAGGAGUCUCGAUCUUCCGUUUUUAAACGCAAUAUUUCGAGAAUUUCCCCCGGAUCAACAAUCCUUAAAAAUAGUGCAAUAUUUUGACAUGACUGGAAUCGUAAGUGAUGUGAAUAACGCCUCGAAUUCCGUAGAUCUACGAUGUAAACCAUUACAGAUUACAAUCCUUGCUAUAUCGGAAUUGCUUAAGAAGCAUGUUAUGCUGACAACCCAUUGAUUUUUUACUCUUUUAACUACUUUGUACUCUUUUUAAUUAGAAUAUUGUACUAAAACUAGUUCGAAGUAUACACUACGGAGCUGUCGUCUAGUACAACAAUAAACCGCAACAAGCAAGUUUUCGUCACGCGUGACGAAGUCUACUUUGGUAUAUUUUUGUUUAUUUUAUUUAAAAUGAAUCUGUCCAAUUGAAAUUCUGUUUGAGAUAAGGCAAACAAAACUAAACAAUUAAAAAGCACGAAGUUUAUGAUGAUUGUGUAGUAUGGGUUUUAGAUAAAACAAAACUAAUUGUGUUCGUUAUUCAAAUCAAGAGUUGGAACAAUAAGACAGCACACUGCCAGAGAAGCUAAGCUUUGUUUUUUUCUGUUAGAGAUUCAUUCCAAGAUUAAUUAUUCCGCUUCGCCUCGGUUUGUUAGUUGGUUGUGCUGAUAUUAAAUUUUACGUCCCGUGAGCACGAACGCCAUAAUUAAUUUCGCCACUCACGUGUAAGCAAAUGCUGCAGGUUUUUAUAGCAACGAACGAACAAGGCACAGUCUAACUAAAGGCGCAAGUGUACUGUUGACCUAUUAACGAAGGUGUGCCGGGCGGUUCGAUCAGCCCGUCGUUCCAAUGUGUGAACAUUUAUCGAAUAUUUUCUAUGUACUGUUGUUUUAGCUGUGUUUUUAAUUUUUACUAGUUCAUAAUACUCAUCAUACUUUCAAUUCAUCUCACUAUUCAAAAUAGUUGGAUUUAAGAAUAAAAUCAUUUCCACUCGAAUCCCACGGUUGAUUGUACUUGUGCUUCAAGUCAGGAAAAAAAUCAACUUAUUAAGGUUUGAAUCUUAGCUUUUAGAUUGUUUAAUUUAACAUCAAAUCAAGUAAUUUAUGUCGUUUUUCAUUGAUUCCACUCGCUCGGUGCCAGUGUUUUGCCCUGACAGCCGAUUAAUGAAACAGUUUUGUAAAGUUUUGUUUGCACGCAUGCUGCUCGGAAAAGAAAACGAGUGCAAAAUAGUUGCCCGCGAAUUUCCCCGAAAGUGCAUUUUUUUCGUGCGGUGCAAAUCAAUGAAACACAGUGCACCUGCUUUGAUUGCCCGACUGCACGAAAAGUGCACAAACCGAACAAAACACUCCACGAUUGUUCUCAAUGAAAAACGACAUUAGUUUCGCUAGUAACUUCACAGAGCAGCGCCUAAUUUUCAGACACACGAAAUGUCUUUCGUGACCAUUACUUCAGUUGUGGUUUAUUCUACACGCUAAAUUCACUUCUAAAAAUCGGUAGCGCUAAGACUCAUCCUCAUCCAUAACUUCAAGUCAUUGGGGAGCUAAUCCAACGCUGAGCGAAAGUUUGUCCAGCCAAUUCAAGAAUCUGCCACACAACGGUGAUGUACGAGGGCCAUAUGUUUUUCGUGUACCAAACCAUUCACCAGAGACACAGCUGUCGCUGAGCCGGAAACGAAGCACAUAAUCGCUUUUUAACGGCAUUAACUGCCAAAAGGACGAAUGUUUCAACUCGAGCAACAAUGGGUGGCUAGGAUACGAAAGAACGGGGAAAGUCCGUGUGGGCGUUAUCGCGUUGCUGGUCUGGUGCAUAAAAUGAAAUGAGAACACCGUUUUCAGGCGCUUUCUCCAUUGUAGAACAACACUGCGACCACCGGAAGCUGGGAAGUUGUUCGAGAACAGAUGUUAUUCUCAUGCGAUAACCGUUGGUAGAAGGACGGUGGGUAGUGGGUGUAUGUGGGAGGGUUGAGUCCUUGCAUAUGAUCGUUGUGUUUCACAUACCUGCCAUUGGUCAUGCUGAGUGAAUGAAAUUGAAAAUGGUCUUCAGAGAGCUACAUAGGAAUAAGCACUUGCGCGAAAAAGGCAGCUAUUGAGAUCUGAUAGAAGAAUCGUAUAAAGAUAUGUAUGUGUUACAUUUCCUAUUACCGUUUGAACAUGCGGUUUCUUUGCUUUGAAAACGAUUUUGAUACAAACGAUGGACGUUAGAUUGCUUCGAAAAUGUGAAAUGGUUUCUACCAGUAGCAUUGUGUAACAAUUCCUUUGAGAGAUUUUCUGAAUCGCUACAGAUGUCAAGUUAUUCAACAAAAUUGAAAGUAAAAUGGUGAUGAUCUAAAACAUAUCGUAUUUCCUUAUGUAAAAUUCAAUGUUAUUUGCAGGAAUUAGAUUGAUAGCGAAACAGUCACAGUAGUUAGGCUCAGGGGUAGAUGAUGGUUGUACGAGGAAGGAGAUAUUGAAUUUAAAUGACCUAAAUUGUUGAGGAAUCAUCUCUCGUUCUAAGCAUAAAUAUAUGAAUCCAAUUCGGUGUUUCAAAAUGAUGUUAAACCCACAAAACUGAAAAAAAAACAUAUCAAAUAUAUAACAUAUAUACACUUAUCAUAUAUACAUCAAUUAAUCGUAAGAAGAUAAAAUGUCAUUUAACCAAAUUCUUAGCACGUAAGUGUAAUGAUCGACGUGUACUCUUGCAAUCAUCACAAGAGUUAGAGAUCAUAUAAAAUGGAGAGAAUCUAAACUAUUUCUAAAAAAAAAACAGAACAAACAUAGUUUAGUAUAUAAUAACUACUUAUCCAAACCAGGUGCACUAAACAUAUCCAAAACAAUCGCUGUUCAACCGAGAGGAAUAUUUCUACCUAAAACAACUUGCCUUCACUGUUUUCAUAACUUUAUAUUGCACUUCAAUGUUGAAAAGAGAUAAAAAAAAACAACAGCAAAGGAUAGAAUUGUUUUACAAAUAAAAUUUUAUUUGAAUCUUGUUUUAGUUCAUAUUUACUAAUUUAUUUAACUUACAGUGAUACAAAGAAAAUUAUUCAAAGUAUAUACAUCUAGUUUUUUUUAACGAAAAAGGUUAUUUACCAUCAGAAGAAAUUUAAAAGCAGUAGGAAUAAAUUUUAAGAAUGCUGAAAAUAUUUUCCACUUAGAUAACAUUAUUAUAUCGAGUUAGAUCUCAACCGUAAAUCGUUGAAUAACAACGUGGUUUUCAACUUGAUUGCUGCUUAUUCAUCGUACAGCAAUAAAUGGACCUACAGUAAAGAACUCAUUUCACAAAGUUUAUGCUGUCUUAGCAAAGAGAACAAAAGAAAACUAAAUAUCGAUGCAAAUCCUAUUUCACUUUUGAUCUCUCGAUGUAUUAUUCCUUAUGAAGCCUAACAGAAAAAAAAUCCUGUCACAAUGUGCAACUUUUCAUAUUUAGUAAGUGAUAAUCGCAAAGAUAUUUUUUCAACCUUGAUAGAAAGUUUUUUCUGAACCUUAAAAUAAGUCAAGCAGCAACAGAAUACAAAACAAAGAAAAACAAAGGCAACUACUAAUGGUAUAGCGAAAACAGGAAAAAAAAUCCGUAGAUUAGUUGGCAUCUGCAAAUACAAUCGUCAAUAGAAUGAUAGUGUAGUGUAGAAUCGCUAACUCAACCGUCAACUAGGACGAACAGAGAAUUCGCGAAAAAGUGAAGCUAUAUUUGUAUUUUUGGAGAGUCAGGUGACGGAUGCUUUUGAAGGGAGCACGCAGGCGAGGAAGUGAGUGUGCUUACGCUAGUAGCGAGCCAAACCAGCGGACGCAAAAUGUCGAUAAUCAAUCAAUAUAUUCGAAACAUUCCUACCGAGAAAAUGGUAGCAAGAAUUAAAAUAGUAAGUGGAAAUAACUGCACAGAGCGAAAAUAUAAAUGAGGAAAACAAGGUAAGAGCAGGACAGAACAUCUAAUGGAAUAAUGAAGAUAAAUAUAUGAAGGGAGGAAAAAAAGAAGAUUAAUCGAGAAUAAAAAUGAAUGUCGAAACAAA
This is a messenger RNA of Malaya genurostris, 22792 nucleotides long. Its product is annotated as slit homolog 2 protein. Gene Ontology annotation, molecular function: protein binding. The record is from RefSeq and is a predicted model, not a curated record. Lineage: Eukaryota; Metazoa; Arthropoda; Insecta; Diptera; Culicidae. Bases 1126 to 2760 code for a protein of 544 amino acids. The transcript is spliced from 9 exons.